Molecule: messenger RNA, 1834 nt
Organism: Trichobilharzia szidati
Lineage: Eukaryota; Metazoa; Platyhelminthes; Trematoda; Strigeidida; Schistosomatidae
Source: the annotation of a GenBank genome assembly
UUUUGAUUCUUUUGAGCGACCACUGCGAAGAUGUAAGCGAAAACCUUCAUCGAAACUACUACCUAUAUGUGAAAAAACAAGUCAAUGGUGGAAGACAGAAGGAAAUCGUCUUUAUGUUACCGCCCACUUAAUGGAAGCGAUAGGAGAGUUCUACCAUGAAAAAACCUGUCGGGCGUGCCAGAAAAAGGCGAAUGGAAAUCAUCAAGAGCUUAUUCGUUUAUCACAUCCGCGUAAACAUUUGAUGGAUUUAAAAUUUUCUACAACUGAUAAAUCAUUCUGUCAGCUAGUCAGAGAUAAUAAAUUCAAAAGACUAAUUGCCAGUUUUGAAAUGUUUACCAAUCUGCUAUCUAUUAUGUGGUUACCAACUAGACCUGUUGAUAAUGUUAGAGAAUAUGCUGUUGCUAAAUACGCUGCAAUCCACUAUAUUUUAUCAACACAUUCUAUUCUACCAUCUGCUGAGUGUUUUACAGAGAAUGAUAUACAAAAAAUUAUGCAUUUACCGUCGGAAUGGAUUGGUGGGUUACCAAGAAAAGAAGAUACAAGAUGUAUAACAAAAUUUAUGUCUAGAUUCGCUGAUAUUUUCUCACAAAAAAUUGAUCCUGAAGGAGCUGAAGAUCCUUUAGAUGAACAUGCUCGACAACGUGGUCAACGAAUAUUUCUGGAGAUCAUACGUUAUGCAUCUGCUGUGGAAGAUGGUGAAAUCAAAAGACCAAAUUCUAAGACUGAUGCCCAAUUAACUGAAUAUUUACAACCAAUAAAUUCUUCUGAAGAACUAGAAGACUUACCACCACUGGAUUGGAAUGAUCAACUAUCUCGACCGAAUGUGAAAAUACGUUUAAUGCCUAAAGUGAAAAAAUAUCUACUGCCUACAGAAUCAAGAUUUAGAAAACCAGUCAGUCAACCGUCUUCAUCACAACAAACUCCCUAUUAUCAGGCUUAUGCAUCAGAAUCAUUUAGCGAUUUAGGAGAUGCCAUGAAAAAUGUACCUACUAAUCUAUUAGCGAAUGUAGAAAAUCUACAAAAAUCACGUGCUCUUAAAAGAGCACCAAUACAUUUAUUAUGUCAUCGUCAAUUCGAUCACCUAACAAGAAAACCUGAAACACUCUAUGAACAAUUUGCUAACGAUGAGAAAUACUUUCAUCAUGUUGUCAGUUAUCUACCACAUUAUCAGUAUACACUGCCAAUAUUGCUAAAAAUACAAAAUAAUCUAAUACAGGCAGCAUCAGAAAAAGAAAUGGGUGAAAAAAUUAAAAGACCAAAAUUAGCUGUAAUUAAAACUCCAAUGAAAACAACUAAUGAUAUUUAUAAGCCGAACCGAUGGAAUCCUAAUCGUAGAGCUUAUAUAGAAAAUCCAGUGAAAAUAACUGAUGUACUGAAGGGUAGAAAGGAAUAUAAACUAUCUGAAAAAUAUUAUAAAAAGUGUCAACCGUCGUUGUUGUCAUCAUCCGGUGUAGCAUCAUCAUUAUCAAAUUCACUAGUUGAACAGUAUAACUACUCAAAUACAAAUAGGAUGAACACUGUAUUCAAUCAACAGAAGCUGUCAAGCGGAUAUUCUUCUUCACCGUUGGUGAAAUGUAAUACUGCCAAGGAGAAUGGUAAUAAUAACCGUCUUCUGAAACUUCCAGAUAUUACUGAUGUAAAAAAUCAUUCGAAUGUCUUAAAAUUUCCAAAAAUAGUCAAUCAAACUAAGCAUAAACCUUCUAAAUUCUUAACAAUAUCACAUUCAGCCAUACCUAGACAAAAAGAAUUAGAAGAUCAAACAUUUUCAUUAAUGGAUAAUUUAACCCUAUGGCAGGUAAGUUUUGUGUCAAAUGAAGCAAUUUUAAUGGUUUAA